UCGGAUGUGAACCUUUGGAUUAAACGGAACUCGUAUGCGGAUUAAAAGAAAAUCUGAAAAAAACAAAUCGAAAAAAAAUCGUUAAAAACGUUUUAAAUAAAUUACAAACAAAAUUUAUUUUACAAAAAAAAGUGAAAAAAUAAAAAUUUCAAGUCAAAUAAAAUUAAACACCCAAAAAAAAACAACAUGCUAAUUGUGUAAAUUAAAAUCAUUCGCAUUUUUGCUGAAAGUGUAAUCAUUUUUUGUGAAUUUUAAAUUAAAACAACAACAGCAACAAAAAGUGUUAAAUUCUAUUUGCAAAAAGUACAACAACAUUAAACAACGUGUCAACCAUUUAUUUAUUUGGAUUAAAUUGCUCUGUAGUUUUUUAUUAUUUUUUUUUUUGAUAAAUUGGUGUUGCUAAAGUUUUGCUCGAGUGGCUUUUUGUGUUGAUAUUAAAGCCCAUCAACAACCUACAAACAAUUUGCAAGUGUUUAUUUUUAACUCCAGAAAAACAACUAAAUGAUGUUUUAUAUUAAUAAUUGAUUUUUGUGUUUCAAAAUAUAAUAACUAACAAAGGCAGUUAAUAAAAGGAAAACAGUUCGCAUGUAAAACACAUUUAUUUAAGUACAUUAAGUACGUUAUUUCGCGUUUAAUUUACAUUGCCAUUAUAACGCGUAGUGUCUUGCCAACAAACCUUGUCUAAGCGUUGUUAUUAAUUUACAUAUUCUGUUGCCCUUUAAAUAAUUAACCGUAAUUCUAACAUCUGUGCCACUUCCUGGAGAAAGAAAGUAACAAAAAACCGUUAAGUUAAUAAUAACAAACAUUUAACUAAAAGGAAUUAAGAAAGGAUAUAAUAAAACAGGAGCUGUUAAUAUACAUAGUAACCGAAUUACAAGAAAAGUAUAUAGCAUCAACAUCACACAAAUAUCAGCAUCAACAUUUACACCGGCAUAGUCAUCAAUUAUAGUAGCGUACAGUCUACCUGGCAAGCAGUUGUAGGAGCCAAACAGCACGAGCUCAAAAUUAAAAAUUUACAUAAAUUAAAUUAUUAAAUUAACAACAACUACAGACAUUUACCCACGCUUCUUUUAAAUACUACAAAAAGAACGCCUAUUUUCGCAAACACUUUGGAUAUAAUAAAAUUACUGCUUUAAAAUGGCCAAGGAGUUACGUACACUGGGUUGGGAUUAUCUGAUGUUUGUUCUAUUUAUCGCAUUUACUGUCUUCACACCACUAUGGAAACGUCUAUUUGGUAAAAAGAAACAACACAGUAAAGCCGAUUAUGUUUUUGCAACGGGAGGCGUUUCUAUUAUUGCCGUAAUGAUUUCAAUUUCCAGAGGAACACUGGGCGUAAGAACUGUUUUAGGUUAUCCCAGUGAAUUGUUCUAUCGUGGUUCGGGCAUGUGGGAAAUUAUAUAUGGCAUGGCCAGUGCAUAUCCCUUGGUAUGCUUUAUAUUUGUGCCAGUUUAUUUUAAUUUGGGCAUCACUUCAGUGUAUCAAUAUAUAGAUUUAAGAUUUAAAUCACGCAUGGUUCGCUGCUUAGCAUCAUUCACUUAUAUAAUACGUCAAAUGUGUUCGCUAGGUGUCACCGUCUAUACACCCAGUGUAGCAUUAUCUACAGUGAUUGGAAUACCGUAUUGGGCAUCCAUUUGUUGUAUGACAACAAUAUGUGUAUUUUUCUCAAUUAAGGGUGGUCUUAAGGCAGCCAUAAAUGCUGAUGUUAUACAAACUGUCACAGUUAUUAUUGUUUCUAUAGCCAUUAUUAUUAAAGGUACCAUAUUUAGUGGUGGCGUGAAACGAGUUUACGAUAUAAAUCGUAAUGAUGGACGUUUGAGUUUCUUUAAUUUUACCGGUGAUAUGACGGUAAGAGUCGAUACAACCUCAGCUUGGUUGGGUCAAUUGUUUGUAUCGUUGUCACAAUUUGGUUGUCAACAGAAUUUUAUGCAACGUUAUGUUAGUUUGAAAUCAUUAAAGGAAGUUAAACGUGCCAUGAUGUCCAAUAUACCAAUUAUCUUUGUAUUUUUUUCACUAUCCUGGAUUACUGGUUUAGUUAUAUACUCUUCAUAUGCCGACUGUGAUCCCCUAAAAGAGGGCUAUAUUCAAAAAGCUGAUGAAAUUUUACCCUUCUAUGUUGAAGAUCAAUUAGCAAUAAUACCCGGCUUUUUGGGAAUUUUCAUGGCGACCUUAUUUAAUGGCGCUUUAUGUAUGAUGGUUUCUAAUUUAAAUUCUUUGGCCACCGUAAUAUCUGAAGACUUUUUGACAUUGUUGCCUAAAUUUAAGAAUUUACCCGAUAAACAACAAUUGAAUGUUAUUAAAACGGUUACCGUAAUAUGUGGCAUCAUUAUAAUGGGGGUGGCAUUUUGUGUUGGUUUAUUUUCGGGUGUAAUUGAAUCAUCAAUGAUGGCAUUCUCAGCAACAUCCGGUCCAUUGUUGGGUUGUUUUAUUUUGGCCAUGCUCGUGCCAAUUGCAAAUUGGAAGGGUACUUCCGCUGGUAUGAUAUCCGCAUGUGCCAUUGUAUUAUGGAUUGUUACCGGCUCCGCAACCGUUGAUAAUAGUGCAAGUAAUCAAUUUCUACCAACAUCCACCGAGGGAUGCUCGAAUUUCACGUUUUCCCAAUCAAUACAUAAACCAGGCGAAGAAGAGUUCUCAUUUUUACCCACUUCAUCGUCGUGGUUAAUGCAACAUACAGCCAGUAGCAAUGGCAUUGGUGGAAACGGUGGCAUGAAUACCAAUUACACCAUGUUAAAUGAUACGUUGAUGUCGUUGUGGGCUACAAAUAAUACGGCUGGUUUAGGAGCAGGAUCAACAACAGCAGCUGUUGAAGAACGCACACCAUUGCAGUACAUGUACUCCAUUAGCUAUAUGUAUUACAGUCUCAUAGGAACUGCGCUGACAGUGCUUAUUGGUAUCAUAGGUAGUUAUUUGACACAAGACCCUAAGGACUGUUACGAUGCGAAAUUACUGCAUCCACUUGUGUUUAAAUUUAACCAACGUUUCACGGGUGAAAAGCCCUACUAUGUCAAGGAGAUCGAAACGAUUGCUGUUGGCUCAAAUGGUAACAUAAGCACCAAUGGAGGUGGUGUUGGUGGAAGUGUUGCCAAAAUUAAUCAUGCUUUUGAGGCUCAAAAUGAAACCAAUAUUAUAAUUGGUGCUGGCACAAAUGACAAAGAGAAAAAUCCCAUGAAUGUUGUGUUCACCAAAACCUUUAGCGCUACAAAAUCUUUACCAUCAUCACCCACACAUAUAACUGCAACGACUGCCUAUCCAGUUGCAACAACAGCAAAUGCAACUAAUAAUACAACUGUAACAAAUGUAAAUUGUAAUUCAGAAAUAGAAAUGCCAAAAAUACAAAAUAUAUUUUCAACGCCAUCCUCAUCCUCAGAUAAUACGUUGACAACAAACGAUGUCACUGGGUCAUAUCGUCAAAUUACAGAAAAGGAAAGUGUAUGAUUAAUAACAGCAAAAACACUAAAACAUCAUAUAAUAAAUAACCACAGAAAUAUUUUUUAAAUGAAUCUCUUUUAAAUAGAAAAAGAAAUAUUUUUAGAUAAUAGUUACUUAAGCUGAUUUACUUAAUACAAAUAUGAUGAUAUUUUUUUUUAAUUUAUUUGUUAAGAACAUAAAUCCCAGGAACAAUUUUAGAAUUAGUUCUAAACAAACUACAUAGUUUUAAAGCAAAGUUCUAGACUAAACAUUUUAAUUGAAUUAUAUUAUUUCCAAAACUAAAAAUAAACUUUAGUCUGUCCAAAUUUUCAAAAUUGCUGUAUAGAAAGGAGUUUUGUCAAUUUAUCUAGAACUAGUUUCGAGAGUAAAGUUUUUAAACAAUUUUCAAUUAACGAACUAAUUUCAAAGUAGUUCCUAAAUGGCUUUUUAGAACGAGUUGUAAAACUAAUCAAAAUUUUCCUGGGUUUCAGCAGUUUAGCUAUUAUUUUUUUUUAUUUUCUAAUUUAGACUUAUUUUUUAAAAAGAAAACAAUUUGAUAUUGUCAUAAUUUAAGUUGGCACAUGCUUAAAAGUCGUUACAUGCUGAUAUGUCAUCAAUUACGUGUCAUUAGUACAUAAGUUUUAUAAGCACACAAUAGAAAAAAAAACAAUAAAUUAUAUAAACUUUUAUUUUAGUUUUUUAAGAGAGUGACGAUAAAGACACUGUGAUCAUAAUACAAGUAUAAUCUAGUGUAUUUCGUUUUUUAAGAAAUCUAUAUACCUAAAUGUGAAGUAAAA
Lucilia cuprina (Australian sheep blowfly) is the source of this 4202-nucleotide messenger RNA. Its product is annotated as sodium-coupled monocarboxylate transporter 1. The record is from RefSeq and is a predicted model, not a curated record. Lineage: Eukaryota; Metazoa; Arthropoda; Insecta; Diptera; Calliphoridae. Gene Ontology annotation, biological process: transmembrane transport; sodium ion transport. Gene Ontology annotation, cellular component: membrane. Gene Ontology annotation, molecular function: symporter activity. The coding region runs from base 1138 to 3432 and encodes 764 amino acids. The transcript has 14 exons.